This is a messenger RNA of Chenopodium quinoa (quinoa), 1408 nucleotides long. Its product is annotated as branched-chain-amino-acid aminotransferase 2, chloroplastic-like. Lineage: Eukaryota; Viridiplantae; Streptophyta; Magnoliopsida; Caryophyllales; Amaranthaceae. Gene Ontology annotation, biological process: branched-chain amino acid metabolic process. The transcript has 9 exons. The coding region runs from base 19 to 1101 and encodes 360 amino acids. Gene Ontology annotation, molecular function: branched-chain-amino-acid:2-oxoglutarate transaminase activity. The record is from RefSeq and is a predicted model, not a curated record.
UAACCUUUAGAUUCAUCCAUGGCCUCUGUAUCAUCUUCAAUUUCUUCAGGGUUAAGGACCUUAAGUCGUGGUGAUGAAAAUGGCUACGUGGACAUUGAUUGGGACACAUUAGGAUUUGGGCUAACAAGUACAGAUUACAUGUACAAGAUGAAAUGUUUCAAAGACGAGGAAUUUGCGGAAGGUAAACUAAUUCCAUAUGGAAACAUCGAGCUGAGUCCUGCUGCUUGUGUCUUGAAUUAUGGCCAGGGUAUAUUUGAAGGAAUGAAGGCAACAAGGAGAGAAAAUGGGAAGAUUGUUUUUUUCCGACCAGAUGGAAAUGCGUUACGCAUGAAAAAAGGCGCCGAAAGAAUGUGCAUGCCUUCGCCUUCAGUUGAUCAGUUUAUUGACGCAGUUAAACAAACUGCUCUUGCUAAUAAACGUUGGAUUCCACCACCAGGGAAAGGUUCACUAUACAUUAGACCUUUGCUCCUAGGAACCGGAGCAACACCGAGUGUGGCUCCAGCUACUGAGUACACAUUCCUCAUUUAUGCAUCUCCAGUUCGUAAUAACUAUUUUAAGGAAGAGAGAGCGGCCUUGAAUUUGUAUGUCGAGGAUCAAUUUGAUCGUGCUUCUCGUGGUGGUGUUGGUGGUUUGAAAUCGAUUACCAACUAUGCGCCAGGUAUGAAACCAUUGACAAAAGCGAAAAACAAUGGAUAUUCAGAUGUCUUGUACCUUGAUUCCGUGACCGGGAAAUAUGUAGAGGAAGUCUCUGCUUGUAAUAUAUUUAUUGUAAAGGACAAAAUAAUCUCAACUCCACCAACAAAAGGCACAAUUCUCCCAGGAGUGACGAGAAAAAGCAUGAUCGAAAUUGCUCGAGACCAAGGUUUUAAGGUUGAGGAGCGUCAGAUUGCAGUGGAAGAAUUGCUCGAAGCAGAUGAAGCUUUCUGCACCGGAACUGCUGUCGCGGUUGUUCCUGUGGGUAGCAUUACUUACCAAGGCAAAAGGGUAGAAUACCGGGCAGCAGACACCAAUUCGAUGUUUAAGAAACUGUUGUCAAUAUAUGUUGGCAUUCAAAAUGGCCAAAUUGAAGACAAGAAGGGUUGGAUAGUUGAAAUUAAUUAAGGUGUACUUUUAUAUUGUUUCAUUAACAUGAAGUUGGAAAUGUAAUUGGUAGUUUGAUCAAAACAUUCAUUGUGUUGUUUUGCAAGUUUUAUUCAUAAGUUAAAGAUUAGAGUUUCCGUAUCCAUUAGUGGUAGUAUAGUCAUUUUCAUAAACUUUGUGCUUGUGGAGGAAUUCUUAACUUAUAGUAGUAGUUGGGACUUGGAAUAAGGAAGAUUUGCGACUUACAACCUUUUGUAUAAGUGACUUUGUCAAUUGCAAUAUUUUCAAACAAAUUGUAUUUACGACCUUUGAAACAAAAUCAUCUGAA